UGGGCGGUUGCGUGGGGAAGGAUUCCAUUCGUCAUUGAUCUGUUUGUAGCGCGUCGGUGCCACGACGAGAAUGCGGUCGGUGCUUUGCCACUGGGAAACGAAAAACGCCGCGGAACAUCGGAGUGAGCAAGUGCGCGGCUGAAACCAACGCAGUCGCUGAAGUUUCUGUGAUCACGUCAAAAUUUGUCAACGGGCAAAUACGCCGCCUCAAAGUAAAAUACAAACAUGGCCGUCAGAGAAGAGAAAAUAUGCACGCUCGCCGCCGCAUUUCUGGCGUUUCUGGUUGCCGUUUGUCGAGCCAGCGCUCCGAUGGACAUCAAAAUGGACGAGAAGGCCCACAGCAUUCACAGGGUUGAUACGGUGAACAUCCUGGUCUACACUUUUCUACUCAUCCUCACGGUGUGCAUCAUUUGGCUGUUCAAGCGACGCCGUGCCCGGUUUCUCCAUGAAACUGGACUAGCGAUCAUAUUUGGUCUCAUAGUCGGAGCAAUAGUGCGAUAUGCAAGUGAGGAGACUGAAAUGUCACAUCUGCGUGUGGUGCCCGUUCAGGGCAGCAACUACAGCGAUGCCGUCCCGCCAGACAAUGUGUUUGUUAUGUUGGAGGUCGCCAAGAGCGACAUAGGGCACAAGGAGAACAAGACCUAUGCGUACACCUUCCAAGGGGAGGUCACCGAUGUUGAGAGUAAAAAACUGAACCAGAAAGCAACCUUUGAUCCAGAGAUAUUUUUCAACAUUAUCCUACCACCCAUUAUAUUUAAUGCUGGGUACAGCUUGAAGAGGAAAUUCUUCUUCAGGAACUUAGGCACGAUCAUGACCUAUGCCUUUGUAGGAACAACAAUAUCCUGCUUUGUUGUUGGGGUGAUCAUGUAUGCAUUCCUAAUGUUCAUGCCACAUUUGGAGUUCACUUUCAACAACUGUCUCUAUUUUGGUGCCAUCAUCUCUGCUACUGACCCUGUGACAGUAUUAGCCAUUUUCCAUGACCUUCACGUUGACGUGAACCUCUAUGCUCUAGUCUUUGGGGAGAGCAUUUUAAAUGAUGCUGUGGCCAUUGGCUUAGUUUCAGCAAUUUCUAGCUAUGAAGAGAACAAUAACGAAGGAAAGGAGUUUGAAGUGGCUGCAGCAUUCAAGGCAUUUGGGAAUUUUGUCUACAUUUUCCUCUGCUCAUUCAUGAUUGGCUCUGUGACUGGAUGUGUCACAGCACUCAUCACCAAGUUCACAAAACUGUGUGACUUCCCACUGCUAGAGAGCUGCCUCUUCGUACUCAUGUCCUACACUUCUUUCCUCAUUGCUGAAGCACUUGACCUUACAGGUAUUGUGGCUGUAUUGUUUUGUGGAAUCUGUCAGGCCCACUAUACCUACAACAACCUAUCAGUAGAAUCUCGGUUGCGGACAAAACAGCUCUUUGAAUUACUAAAUUUUCUAGCAGAAAAUUUUAUAUUCAGCUACAUUGGUGUCUCCAUGUUCACAUACAAGAAACACAGAUGGGACGCCGGCUUCAUCAUGGUUGCCUUCCUAUCAAUAGCAGCUGGGAGAGCACUGUAUAUCUACCCACUGACGUUCCUGCUGAACCUGGGGAGAACGCACAAGAUCCCUGGCUCUUUUCAGCAUGUGCUUUUCUUUUCAGGUCUGCGUGGUGCAAUGGCAUUUGCACUGGCCAUUCGAAACACUCUCUCUGAACAGAGGCACUUGAUGCUCACAGCCACCUCGCUCAUAGCCAUUGUGACAGUGAUAGUCUGCGGUGGCUUCACUACACAGCUCCUGGCAUGGCUGAGCAUACCGGUGGGAAUCGAAGAGGAGCAUGAAAUGCUUCAGUUCACUGGUAUCAGGCCUGGUUAUCAGGCUACUCAAAACGGGGUGGCUGGCCAGGUGCAAACACCGCCAGAAUUGCAGAGCCCACCACCACAGCCAGAAUCAAGGACUCCCUAUGAAAAGGCUUGGCUAGUGCGCAAGUGGUACAACUUUGAUGUCAAAUUCAUGAAGCCCCUGCUGACGCACAGCCGUCCGACGCUGCUGGACACGCUGCCCCAGUGCUGCCUGCCCUUGGCCCAUGUGCUCACCUCUACGGAGCAGCUGAUGCAGGAGGACAUUCGGCCCCGAGACGACGACUCAGACACAGACCUGUGCCUGGACGAGAGCGACUUUCACUUGCCUGAACGCAACAGCGCCUCCUUUCGGGGAUCCCUGUCCCGGUGUGACUCUAUCGAGGAAGGGGACCUCGGACUCGGAAGCAGCCUGACUGCACUAACGGCAACGAGAGUACGGCUCGUUGGCAUGCAGGGAGAUGCUGUCUGAGUGUGCCGUUUGCUAAGGGUGCUGUUAUGCCUCCUGGAGGCUUUGGUGCAGGGUGCUAGUGCCUAUUGAAGCGUGCAUGUGGUCCUCACAGUUCACAGAAAAAGCAGCUACGGUGAAUGUCGCGUAAAUUCGAGAAUCAUCACCGCACUACUAAGAAAGGCUAGAGGCACUUGCAUCGAGAGGUCGCAUAACUCUACUGUGGUUUUUCUGCACAGAACCGUUUUACUGUUCUGGAGCCACACUGGGCCACAGUCUGGUAAAUACCUGUUUUCUUCGACCUAGUGUUUUGCACACGCAAGUCAGUGUCCGUGCAAAAGCAGUGUUGUUGUCUAUUUGCAAAGUUAAGGCCACAGGGGCUUCAUUUUACUCAGCACUUGUGUUCUACAAGUCGCGCAGUGGGCGUAGCUGUGGGGCUCACCCUCACCAUUGUGCAGUGGCCCUGCUAGGAAAGUCGUUGAAGGAGAUGGCUGAUGACUUAAGCCUCAUUUGUGUGUGCGUGGCUCAGGCACUUUUGCACUCUGCACGUUAGGGUUUGCAGUGUUCACGAUUGUGGUACUAAGCGGUUGUCCCAACGGUGCUUAUUUCUUGGCAGUGGCUGUGCUGCAUGCUUUUUUUCUCUGCUCUGACACCACAGUCGAUUCCAUGGCGAGAUAUGUUUUACAUAAGGCUAGUGGAAAGCAAGCAAACAUAUCAUAAGAAGUUUAAGGUGAAAUGUGUAAAUGCUAAACAUAGAAAAAGAAAGGUAAUAUUGAGUAAGCCUAAUUGGUUACAUGACAUUUAUGAACAAGCAUAUAUGGUAUCUUUUGCUAAAGGAAGAUGCUUGGUGUGCCCAAAAGAGACAUAAAAGUGAAAGACAGUUUGCAACACUACCGGCAGUUUCUCAAAGCAUCUUUCUCAUGCUACAAAUUAUGUGGGUGUUCAUCUGAAAGUAGUUUAUAACAGUGUCAUUAUUAUCCUUUUAAAAUUUAUGCUUCAUUCAGAAACAAAACGAGGCGUAAACUGGAAAUUUUUGUGUUUUUCAUGCUCACACACACCAAGAGAAAAGGACCCAAAUUUAUAAAUAUACCAGGAAAUCUGCAGCCUUGUACAAUGACUUCGUAAAUUGUGUUUUUGGUGCAAAGUUUCAAUAGAAGUUUGGCCAAGAUUUUCUUUGAUAACACUUUUUGUACUGCGCAGUAAAUCUUGAAAAAAGGGUAUUUAUUAAAUUUUGGUAUAGCUUUAAACAAUUACAAGAACUAACAUUUUUAUUUCAUGUAUGCCUCACCUUUUUUAAUUGGUAGGGCGGAUUUUUUUUUUUCGCCAAUAAAUUGGGGUUGUUCUUGAAUUACAACCGAGGUCAUGGAGGAAGCUUAGUUAACAUAGCCUGCUGGACUACCAAACUUGCUGGUUGUCUUGUUAGACUUUUGCGCAAUCUUCAAUGGCUUACACUGUUUCUUCUAGCAAACUGCAUUUGCUCAUCAUGAGCAUACUCAUUUGGAAAGUAAGAUGGUUAGACCUACGUUUAACAUGGAUGUGAGCCCACACAUGGGCAACUAAUUCAUGUUGUCGCCUGGCUGAAACGUUAGCCCUUCCCAACACUAAUUUCUUGCUGAUAGCGUCUUUCACAGGGUUGACGUAACAAGCUUACAGCUGAGCGAGUUGGUAUGAACUUAUUGCUAUGCAAUGCAUGAAAGACAGCACGCUGGACUCAUUUGUUCCCUUUCUUUGUUUGGAUCCUGCCUGUCAUGUUGUUUGUAACUAUAAUGUGCUGAUUGCUGAUUUGGGUUGAGCAUUGCCUUGCCCUUUCUUUUUGUAUAAUUUUGAGAGGGAAAUACUCGUAAAAAUAAGAACAAGACAUAGCUAUCAGUUUAUAUUUGUCGUACUGAGACUACGAAUGUGCUAGCACAGCCCAUCAUUCUCCAUUUUCCACACAGAAUCUGGAUUAAGCCAGUUUAAUGUUUGAACGAAAUUAAAAUUGUUGCUCUUUGUUUCAGACAAGAAAUUGGAUUAAGUUUGGAACAGCAGCCUUUUGGUAUAGCGCAGGUGUAUUGCUGGAAGAAUGGUUAGACAGGAAAAUAAAUUUAUUUGGGGUUCACUGAUACCACUGUGGUUAAAGCAACCAAAUGCGAGCCAUGAUAUGAACCAUGAAAUGCUCCAAGCACGUGAAAAGCAAGAGCAUGUCAACACAGAGCCUACCUUGAAUAAAGAAUAUUGCACUCCCAAACGUGCUGUAUAAGAAAUGAAAAGAUUCACCGUAUCUAAUGUUGAGUUCCUGAUUUCUAUGAUGCUAGAUUGGUUGAGGCCAAACAUUGCCUGGGAUAUAAAAAAAAUUAAAGCAAAAAAUAAUAGGAAAAUAAUAUUUCACAAAGUAUAUUAAAAGUAAUAUCUGCAUUUUUAUAUCUCCAAUAUCACUCGGGAAUGUUUUGAUCGUCACUGAAGUCAAUAUGUAUUAAAUUUUUGAGCACCAUUGAAGCACAAAACAUGACUGAGUAUAAAAGUCAAGCUUUCAUAAAAAAUAACAGCACAGCAUGGCUCUAUCUCCAUUAAUUCAAGCAAGCUUAGGAAUGCCCUUAAACAUGGUCAUAUGAGCUGGCAAUCCAGUUUUUUUCAGCUGACAAAAGAAAGAAAAAUACUAUUCUUUAUGUUGCCAACUUGGUGUGUAUGUUUGUGAUGCAUAAACAAAACCACUUGCAAGGCUCAAGCACAUGCACAGGUUUUGUGCUAAUAACGCAUGAGUGUGCUCAAAAUGUUGUUUCAUGCACACCCUGGUGUCCUCUUCAGUCACUUUAUUUGGGAUGCUUUCUCAUGUUUGUGAUAGCUAGUAGAACAGUAUUAAUUUUUUACAGUUUUUGCAUUACUUCCUUCAAAACCAUAUAAUUCCCUCUUCUGUGCCUUUUUUCUUCUAGACCAGUCAUUUAAAUGGGCUUGUAUAGUGACUGAUAGCGGUGUGGUAAAGGUAGGUUCACAUGAGCCAGUGGAUAUCGCCUAAUUUUAGUCUGUGAGAUGUUGUAAGGUAAAACAAUCUCUCUAAUGUGAUUGGCAUGAUUUGUUUAGCAUAGAGAUUUAGAGUUGGCAACUUUGUUAUUUUAUGCACUAUGUGUACAAGUUUGACAUAAUAGUUCUGCAGAAAUCUGCACUGCACAUACAUAAGGGAAGUAAUCAUGCAAACUUUAGAGUUCAGGAAGAAGAAAACAAUUGACCAUGCAAUUGCCACAACAUAAGCUGCAGGUUCUACAAAAAGGGCAAUAAGCACUAUGAGACAUGUGUAACCAUCAGAGUCCAACAUGUCUUUAAAAUGUCAUAAUGCCUCUAGCACAGAUUACUUUUUGUAAUUGUGUAAGUUAUCUAACCUGUUGAAAUGCAACAUGCCUCAGGUGUUUUUGGCAUAAUCACAAUGUUGCACAUAUGCACACAUUACAGGUCUUAUCACGUAGCAGGAGAUUUAUGUACUGAUGACAUUUAAAGAAACACUUCGUGCUCGCAUCUACGUUCUUUUACUGGAUAGACCAUCAAUUUUUUUAUGCUGCAGAUGUCCUCUUAGUGCAAGAGGCACUUAAUUCGGUCUAUUGUUGGGACACGGAACCCAGGGUGUACUUGAUGGUUUAGCUGAAUUAGCUUUGCGUGGGCCACAAUGGAAGGGUUUCAAAAUAUGGCAAAUUAUCUCGCUUUACAUUUGCCACUUGCAGUUCGACGACAGACGAAAAGCAAAAUAUUAAAAGAAAUGUGUAUGUUGCAUUAUGUACAUUGACUUCACAUUGGAACAGGUGAAGAUUAGGUGAAAGGAAUCGCCAGGAAAAGAAACAAGUGAUGACAGAAAGCAGCCACAGGCAAUAACUCACUACACAAUACUGCACUGGUCUACUUCCAGCUAUUCUGGACCAAAAAAGAAGUAAGAAAGGUUGACACAUUUGAACGGUUACAAUUGACUUGCAAGACGGAGCAAAGACCCAGAGUGGCAUUUAUUGUUACGUAAACAGCAGAAAAUGUAUAAUGAAGCUUGCAGCUCCUGGCUUUUAUAGGCACAGCCAUGUUUGCUGGUGAUAUCAGCUUUGGAUUUAAGAAUUGUGGAAGAGCCUUGCAUUCCAGGCUGUUUGUUGAUGCGUGUUGUUUCUGUACAUUUGAGUUCUAAUGUCAAGCAUUCCUGUCUGAGCCAACCCAGAUUUUGUCAUGUAUCUGAAAAUAGUGCAAUCCAAAGUCAGCCAGUAAAAAGAAAGAAACCACUGUUUAGAUAGUCAUUUUACACGACUUCUGCCCGAAUUAAAUUAAAAUCUUCAUGCCUAGAAAGAAAGUGCAUAGAAGUGCAUUAUUAACCAUGAUAUCAUCGCAUCUCUUGAGAAGUUCCUUUGCAUCAAAGGCUGGGCAAUCCUUGCUCUAGAUCUGAAAUUGCACUUGCAAUACUGUGAAGAGCACUUAUAAUUGCUCGAGUGUGGUCUGCCCUCGGCACCUGGCUGUCCGUGGCCACACACAUGCGCAGCGUGACUGGGUAUGUGCAACUGGAUAUGUGCUCAUACAUACAUAUAUGUAAGGUAUAUAUACAUAGGCAGGCAGACCCAUAGAAUACACGCAUUGCAAGAACAGUAACCAUUCGCUGCAGAACACUUAUAUGAUUCAUAACAACCAAUCUCUGCCCAAAAAAGCUUGGUUUGCAUUAUGUAGAUGUCAAUUGGAGUUACGUGCUUAAUUUUUGAUCAGGUGCAUACAUGAACCCUAGAAGUUUUCCGUAUGGAAAAUGCAGUGGCAAGGGGCUGUUUCUUUGCUCGCCCAAAGCUAGUGGGUCCCCUAUUCCAAAGCUACCUGUCGUGCAUUCCACUUUGAAUACUGACAUAUUAUUCCGAAGCCAGGGACUGCCGUUCUCACUUGAUUGCUUUCGGGGGUACCCUUGCUUUUGCAUGAUGUGGUGCCUGGUGCGAUGCCUCCCUUUAGAGAUUAGUCUUCUGCUUUCUGGCUUAGCCAAUCAUCAUCCGUUGAAAGUGGUGCCCCGAAAAGUAAUUCAUAUAGAGCUCGGGCUUCACUUGAGAGGUGUGUUUUUUUUUUUUCUGGUGUGCGUUUCCUUAUUCGGCACCAUUGUGCCGCUUGUGUUGGUUGCAGGUAUCUGUGUGUGAUUGAGCAUGUGUUUAUAGCAAGAACUUUUAUGACGCUUGUAUUAGUUUUAAAGCAUUGUUUGUACCAGCGUAGGACUCUCUUGUGGCACCGCUGGCAUGAGAUCUCCCUUAGUGUUGUGGCUUUGUGGGUGAUGAUGCGGAGGAUUUUGCAUUGCAAUAGCUUCUAGCCUGUGCCAAGCACUCUCGACACUUUCUGACCUCGGUUGUAAUGUCAGUGCAAGCUGAAUUCUCAUUUAUGGACAUUGCCUUUCAUGGUUGAUGUUUCUUUGCCGAAAAAAAAGAAAGAAAAAAGGCCCGAGGCAUAUUUCUGCCAGUGCCAGUAAAAUGCGGUCUGUAUUCCACAGUGUUGUUUUUCUCACUUCAGCUAUAUCCAACAUUUCAUUUAUUUUAUUGCUUGCUUGCUUGCUUUCUGGACGCAGCAUGCUGACAUCUGUCAAAAGAGCUGUCAUUGGAAGUUUGCUUAUGGGUAUUGCAGGACAAGUGUUUUUAUACAGACCCCGUAUGGGGUGGGGGAAGCAAGCAUGAGAGGCUUUUUUGACACUGCAAUAGAGCACUCACAGUUGGCCUGUUGUCAUUUCUCCAGUCUCAAGUCUAAAUAUCCAUGUAGUCAGUCCAGCAUCUUCUCUUUUAUGUGCUCGGUUGCAACUUAUUUCAUUGUCUGAUUAGCUGUUAAAAUAUAGCUUACCUUUAGGUCUGCCUUGCUGAAGCGACUGGAAACUGUUGUAAAUGCCCCUUCCUUCUCGUGCAGUUUGUGGUUGUCUGCACAGUUCCAUGGUUUUAUUAUGAUCUUUCCCAGUGUUUACCUGUAGGUUGAUAUUAUAUACUCCUGUGUGCUUACUGUGUUUUGUUUUUGUACUCCAGGGCUUUGUCUGGUGCUUAUGGAUAGGAUUGUUUGGUAUACUGAGGUGAUGCGGGGUUGCCCCAGGAACUUCUGUUUUAGUUUAAUUCUAUUUUCAAUGGCAGAAUAGGUGGCCAUGUUUUCUGUGUGCCAUUGUUUUAUGCGCACACUUACGUUUAUAGUUGGUGCUUAUAGCACCUGGGCAUUCAUUAUGUUUAAUAAUUGGAGUGUAAAUUUGUCUGAUUUUUGUAACUCCAGAGCCGUCAUAGCUACAUGGAGCUGCAGAGAGCUUGUAAUGUGUCUAGUCAUCAAUUUAGCCUUUCUUUUCUUCUUUUUUUCUCAAUGGACCAUCUUGGACAUUCAGUCAUUUUUUUGUUAUUGUUGAGUGAUACUUUUACAAUUGGAAAGUGUUUCUCUCUCUCUCUCUUUCCCCAAGUGUAUCUGUCUCUACAUUUGCGCCUCUUUUCUUAUGUAUGCUUUAUUUAGUCAGAAAUGUGCAAUCACAUAAAUGCAAAGUAAUGUUGCUCAAGUGUGUAAUGUGGUGCAUAAUACAGAAUUCAAUGCCAAGGCAUAAAUGUGUGCUGUGUGUGCUAGGCCACGUUCCAACUACAGCUGUAAUUGACACUAACUUUUCGUACCUCGGAGGGGAAUUGGCUUCAACAGACAUGUAAAAUACGAAUGCUGCAAUCAUACAUUCAAUAUGGCAUUAACUGCUUGGCCCACUGAUUGAUGUACGAAUGAGGUGACUCAUUCAUCUCCUUUUUUGAUGUAAAUAGAAGACAGCGACUUGGAUGACUGUUUUCACUGCUUAUGUAGCUUGUUGCAUUCCUUGCCAUAAUGUAUCAGUGUAUGAAAUGCAUUGGCAUUUUCAUUCCCCCUUUUCUUUUUUUUUCUUUUUGGCAUACUAUGUGUGACGUUCAGGAAGUGAAAACAAAUAAAAGUAUUUCUCUGCGUGAAGAA
Dermacentor andersoni is the source of this 9171-nucleotide messenger RNA. The record is from RefSeq and is a predicted model, not a curated record. NCBI's taxonomy places the organism in Eukaryota, Metazoa, Arthropoda, Arachnida, Ixodida, Ixodidae.